CGAUUGCACGCUAAGUCCUUCACGAGAACGAAGUUUGCUCAGGCCACUAGUCUGCGUAUGGAGGAUUCUUAAGACCCAUGUCCAAGUAACGACUGGCGAAGAGACAUCACGGUUGCAACACACUUCCCACAAUGACGAGCGAGCCACAAACAGCCAAGGCCUUGCUCCUUCCUGCUGAUGGAACCAGCAUCCGGAUUGUGGACUAUGAUAUUAAAGAGAAGGACGACGAAGAUGUGGUGGAUAGUGGAAUGGCAGAUUUCUACGAUCCUAUACCUGACCUCAAAUCAUGGUUUUCGGAUGCCUAUCAGGACAGGGCUAUGACAGCUUUCCACGUCGACAUGAGAACAAGGAAAAAUUGUGACCCAAUAGGACGAGCUUUUAUCAAGUCCGAGGAGCCUGCCGCUUGUGGGCAAUACUGCUUAUAUUACACCUUUUCUCCAGCCCUGCCUACGAACAAAAGCUGUGAGCGGAUAGUUGGUUGUCUAUCUCCAGGUCAAUUAUUCUGGAGAGGUAAUGUCGUGGUUGUCCGAUAUGAUUACCACUUAGGCCUUGGACACGUAUAUAAGGAUGUUGAGGAAGUGGCGAUAAAAGCAGUGGAAGAGGUUCUGAGGAAAGCAUAUAAGAGCCAUGGGCUUGAACGAGUAUACGAACAAAACGGGCAAUUUCUAGUCUGAAUUGACGACAUUACAAGGUGACACUUUGGAUUGCGUCUUGAAAAUUUGUAUCUACUUCCUCUUGCGAUUCAUUUUCCUUUCCGG
This is a messenger RNA of Hyaloscypha bicolor E, 758 nucleotides long. RefSeq lists its product as uncharacterized. The transcript is spliced from 3 exons. The annotation marks the transcript as partial. The record is from RefSeq and is a predicted model, not a curated record. NCBI's taxonomy places the organism in Eukaryota, Fungi, Ascomycota, Leotiomycetes, Helotiales, Hyaloscyphaceae.